AUGGUUUUUCUGUUGUUUCUGUAUGAGUUUGAGCGUGAGCUAGACCUGAACGAGUUCUGCGAGGGUGCUGGGGUGUAUACGCUGCACUCGGUGUCUGUACACCAGGGAGACGUCAACUCAGGCCACUACUACUCCUUUGUUAGACCCGCACCAGGCACACAGUGGAUGCGGUUUGACGAUGAGAAGGUGUAUCAUGUGAGCGAAUAUGCUGCAAUCGGAGACAACUUUGGUGGAGAAGAACUCGAAAGUUAUAAUUACCUCAGGGGAGAGAGAAAACCACGGACGCGGAACAAACCCUACAACGCCUACAUCCUCGUCUAUGUUAAUAAGGCGCAGGCCCCCACCCUCCUCGCCGAUUGCAACCCCCUCAAGGCAAGCAGCAGCAGCAGCAGCAGCAGCAGCAACAGCAGCAGCAGCAGCAGCAGCAGCAGCAGCAACAGCAGUGAACCCUCAAAUCCUUACUCGGUGCCGCACAGAGGAGCAGUUGCGGCGUCUCCGCGUUUCGAUAAGAAACGCACUCGAGAAAACUGUCAGUCUAUCUCUCCUCUUAUUGAGCUGAAGCGCAGCAGAGACGACGUGCUGCAGCAGCUGCAUGCAUCGAUAACAGAGGAGUUAUCGAGGCUUUUAUAUGGUGGAGAACAGCAGCAGCAGCAGCAGCAGCAGCAGCAGCAGCAGGAGGAGGAGCAGCAGGCAUAG
Messenger RNA from Eimeria mitis, 696 nucleotides. RefSeq names its product Ubiquitin carboxyl-terminal hydrolase, related. Lineage: Eukaryota; Apicomplexa; Conoidasida; Eucoccidiorida; Eimeriidae. Bases 1 to 696 code for a protein of 231 amino acids. Gene Ontology annotation, molecular function: cysteine-type deubiquitinase activity; cysteine-type endopeptidase activity. The record is from RefSeq and is a predicted model, not a curated record. Gene Ontology annotation, biological process: protein deubiquitination. Gene Ontology annotation, cellular component: nucleus; cytosol. The transcript is spliced from 7 exons.